Messenger RNA from Miscanthus lutarioriparius, 1101 nucleotides. The record is from the annotation of a GenBank genome assembly. Lineage: Eukaryota; Viridiplantae; Streptophyta; Magnoliopsida; Poales; Poaceae.
AUGGCCGCGGCGAAGGCGUUGAGGGAGGUGGCGAGGAGGAGGGGGAGCUGGGCGGCGGAGGUCGGGCGCCGGUGCUUGUCCAGCGGGAGCGCUGGGCCGGCGGCGGUGGCGGAGCGGAAGGAGGGAGGGAAGGCGGUGAACCUGUUCACGGCCGUCAACCAGGCGCUCCACAUCGCCCUCGACACCGACCCCCGCGCUUAUGUCUUCGGAGAGGACGUUGGAUUCGGCGGCGUCUUUCGCUGCACCACAGGUCUCGCCGAUCGGUUUGGCAAGAACAGAGUGUUCAAUACGCCGUUAUGUGAGCAGGGUAUUGCUGGAUUUGCCAUUGGCCUAGCAGCAAUGGGUAAUCGAGCUAUUGCAGAAAUCCAGUUUGCGGACUAUAUCUUUCCAGCCUUUGAUCAGAUUGUCAAUGAAGCAGCUAAGUUCAGAUAUCGGAGUGGAAAUGAAUUUAACUGUGGAGGCUUAACAAUUCGAACUCCUUAUGGUGCUGUUGGGCAUGGUGGUCACUACCAUUCACAGUCACCAGAGGCUUUCUUCUGUCAUGUUCCUGGACUCAAGGUUGUCAUACCGCGAAGUCCACGUGAGGCUAAGGGGUUGCUAUUGGCUAGCAUUCGAGAUCCAAAUCCAGUUGUAUUUUUUGAGCCAAAGUGGUUGUAUCGUUUGGCUGUUGAAGAAGUUCCUGAGGAGGAUUAUAUGCUGCCCUUAUCUGAGGCAGAAGUGAUUAGGAAAGGAAGUGAUAUAACACUUAUUGGCUGGGGAGCUCAACUUGCAGUGCUGAAAGAAGCUUGUGAAGAUGCUGCAAAGGAUGGGGUAUCUUGUGAGCUCAUUGAUCUAAAAACACUUAUACCAUGGGACAAGGAAACAGUAGAGGCCUCGGUCAAGAAGACUGGAAAGCUCCUCGUUAGCCAUGAGGCUCCAAUCACCGGGGGGUUCGGCGCAGAGAUUGCUGCAUCCAUCACUGAGCGCUGCUUCCAGAGGUUAGAAGCGCCUGUAGCGAGAGUCUGUGGCCUUGACACUCCUUUUCCUCUCGUUUACGAACCAUUUUACAUGCCCACCAAGAACAAGGUCCUGGACGCUAUAAAAGCAACUGUAAAUUACUGA